UCCCAACUCCUCCUCCACCUCCAUCUCAUCACCAUCACCACCACCACAAUGAUUACCAUUUCCCAAGAGAUUUCACCCACGGUCGUCUCCUCUCCGCCGGAAACAUCACCUCCGGCGAGCUCACCUGAAACCAUCAUCUUCUGUUCAAGACUCCCUGACAUUCCUAUCCCCAACCACCUCCCUCUCCACACUUACUGUUUUGAAAACCUCUCCUCCUUCUCCGAUAUCCCCUGUCUCAUCUCCGGCGUCUCCGGUAAAACCUACACCUUCUCUGAAACCCACCUCAUCUGCCGCAAAACCGCCGCCGCCUUCUCGAGUAUUGGGAUCAAACAAGGCGAUGUCAUUCUCAUCCUCCUCCAAAACUCCCCUGAGUUUCUCUUCACUUUCAUGGCUGCUUCCUUUCUCGGCGCCACCACCACCACCGCCAACCCUUUCUACACCCCUUCCGAAAUCUCCAAACAAUUCAAUGCCUCCAACGCCAAGCUCAUCGUCACUCAAUCCCUCUACACCGACAAACUCCAAGAUCUCAACACCACCAUCAUCAUCACCGACGACGACAACAACAACAUCAACACCAACAAUCAACAAUGCUUCAAUUUCAAUUCAAUAAUCCAAGACGCCGAUGAGAAUUCAAUCCCGGAAAUCACAAUCAAUCCAAACGACCCAGUUGCUCUACCAUUCUCCUCCGGAACAACAGGGUUACCAAAAGGAGUGAUCCUCACACACAAAAGUUUGAUCUCAAGUGUCGCCCAGCAAGUGGAUGGUGAAAACCCUAACUUCCAUUUGAAGGGGAAGGAGGAUGUGGUGCUGUGUGUGUUGCCAAUGUUUCACAUAUUCUCUUUGAACUCAGUGUUGCUUUGCUCAUUGAGGGCCGGAGCAGGGGUGUUAAUAAUGCCCAAAUUUGAGAUAGGAUUGAUGUUAGAAUUGAUAGAGAGGCAUAGAGUGACGGUGGCGGCGGUGGUGCCGCCAUUGGUGCUGGCGCUGGCGAAGAGUACGAUGGUGGAGAAGUAUGAUUUGAGUUCAAUAAGGAUAGUGUUGUCCGGGGCAGCGCCGCUGGGGAAAGAACUGGAGCAGGCACUUCACCGGAGACUGCCUCAUGCUGUUUUUGGCCAGGGUUAUGGUAUGACAGAAGCUGGGCCAGUGUUGUCAAUGUGUUCAGCUUUUGCUAAGCAACCGGUGCCGGCCAAGUCCGGCUCAUGUGGCACGGUGGUGAGGAAUGCUGAGUUGAAGAUCAUCGACCCGGAGACGGGCUUCUCUUUGGGCCGGAACAAGCCCGGUGAGAUAUGCAUCCGUGGGCCUCAAAUCAUGAAAGGGUAUUUGAAUGAUCCAGAGGCAACAGCAUCCACUAUUGAUGUGGAAGGAUGGUUGCACACUGGUGACAUUGGUUACAUUGAUGAUGAUGAUGAGGUCUUCAUUGUAGAUAGAGUGAAGGAACUCAUCAAGUUCAAGGGUUUUCAAGUGCCACCGGCUGAGCUCGAGGCUCUUCUAAUAAGUCACCCGGCCAUUGCCGAUGCGGCUGUUGUACCUCAAAAAGACGAGGUGGCCGGGGAAGUUCCGGUGGCUUUCAUUGUUAGAGCUAAAGAUUCCGACCUCACUGAAGAAGUUGUCAAGGAGUUCAUAGCCAAACAGGUGGUGUUUUACAAGAGAUUGCAAACAGUGUAUUUCAUCCAUGCUAUCCCAAAAUCUCCAUCUGGGAAAAUAUUGAGGAAAGAUUUAAGGGCUAAGUUAGCCAAUUCUUCUUCCUAAAUUUGGGCUUGAUGUUUAUCUAUGUACUAUGCCAUCAAUCCAAUUGAGAUUAAAAUUAUGUUAUUGUUGUUAUGAAGUUUGUUUUAUGUACCAAUUGGUUCAAUUGAGUUAGUGUUAUUAUGUAAUAAUUUGUUUUGUUGUGUUACAUUAUUUCUUAUUCUGCUAAUAAAAUUAGGGUUUAACUGAGCCAAGCCUGGCUAUGAAAAACUCGGCUUGGCACUAUUAAACUCGGCUCAUUAAGAAA
Messenger RNA from Dioscorea cayenensis subsp. rotundata (Guinea yam), 1990 nucleotides. RefSeq names its product probable 4-coumarate--CoA ligase 2. Gene Ontology annotation, molecular function: 4-coumarate-CoA ligase activity. Lineage: Eukaryota; Viridiplantae; Streptophyta; Magnoliopsida; Dioscoreales; Dioscoreaceae. The record is from RefSeq and is a predicted model, not a curated record.